AUGUGGGCUCUCCAGGUCUACGUCAGUACCCUAAAUAAAACUCUGGACAUCACGGCUCAGCCAAAAAUUCAGCCAAGAAAUGUAAAUCCACAGAGAGAAAACAAGUUGAAAAUUACAGAAACAAAUCUCGCUACAGUGAUGGAAUUUGUUCUCUUGGGCUUUUCUGAUAUUCCCAAAUUUCGCAGGUUUCUUUUUGGGGUAUUCUUAGUCAUGUACAUGAUCAUCCUAUUUGGAAAUGGCAUCAUAAUUCUAAUAACAAGAAUAGAGCCUACUCUUCAACCCCCCAUGUAUUUUUUUAUCAGCAAUUUUUCUUUCCUAGAAAUCUGUUAUGUUUCUGUCACUCUUCCUAGAAUGCUCAUGGAUCUUUGGACCCAGGAAGGAAAUAUUUCUUUAGUUGCCUGUGCAACACAAAGGUGCUUUGCUGUUAUUCUGGGAGUCACAGAGUCCCUCCUCUUGGCGGUGAUGACCUAUGAUCACUACGUGGCCAUUUGUAACCCUCUGCACUAUUCUCUAGUGAUGAACCACAAAGCCUGUAUCCAGCUGGUGGUUGGUUCAUGGAUCAGUGGAAUUCCAGCGCAGAUAGGCCAAACAUGUCAGAUUUUCUCUCUGCCCUUUUGUGACUCUAACCAAAUCAACCACUUCUUCUGUGACAUUCCCCCAAUGUUCAAGCUGGCCUGUGGAGACAUCUUUAUGAAUGAGAUGGUGGUGUACAUAUUUGCUGUAUUGCUUAUCACUGUUCCCUUUAUGUUGAUACUGGGGUCCUAUACUAGAAUUAUCUCAACCAUCCUGAAAUUGCCAUCAAACAGUGGACGGAGCAAAGCCUUUUCCACUUGUUCUUCCCACCUCAUAGUUGUAGUUUUAUUUUAUGGAUCAGCCACUAUUACCUAUUUAAAACCCAAAUCUGUUCAGUAUGAGGGAACAGACAAACUGCUAUCUAUUUUUUACACCAUUUUGAUCCCAAUGUUUAAUCCCAUGAUAUACAGUCUGCGGAACAAAGAUAUCACACAGGCUCUGAAAAAAUUACUUCCCAAAUCGGUGCUUUCUCUGGACAGUGAUGACUUGCAACAUCUAUGUGGUCAUUUAUUCAUAACCCUCUGCACUACUCCAGUUUUGAACCGCUCUUCUCCAGUUGUGUAUCCAGCUGGUGGCUGGCUCCUGGAUCAGUGGAGUUCCAGUUGUGCUCGGGCAGUUGUGCCAGAUUUUCUUCAUGCCUUCUCUGGAUCUAACCAAAUCAAUCUUUUCUUCUGUGACAUCUCUUCAAUAUUCAAGCUGACCUAUGGAGAUAAUGCCU
Molecule: messenger RNA, 1291 nt
Organism: Galeopterus variegatus (Sunda flying lemur)
Lineage: Eukaryota; Metazoa; Chordata; Mammalia; Dermoptera; Cynocephalidae
Product: olfactory receptor 10AG1-like
Biological process (GO): G protein-coupled receptor signaling pathway
Cellular component (GO): membrane
Molecular function (GO): G protein-coupled receptor activity; olfactory receptor activity
Source: RefSeq, a predicted model, not a curated record